ACGGAAUUAGUUUGAUUAAAUUCGAUAUAUGUAAUUUUUAAUUGAAUUUUGCCAUUAAUAACUGAACAACUUUUUUUUCUGAAACAAAUAAGUAUCAGAACUUGCAUUUCUCCUAGAAAUGAACAAAAAAAUAAUUGGGUUUUAGACAAUCUACAGAAAAGCCAAAGCCCUCGGUUUAUACCACGCUAUCCGUACAACCGAGGAAGCAAAGACUUUUUUUUAAAAAGGUUUUGGCUUUAGCUUACUUGCCAGCCCAUCUUAUUGACAAUAAAUUCCGAGAUCUUAAAAAUGGUUUGUCGGCUUCGAUGAAACGCCGUUUCAGCCAGUUUUGCGCUUAUUACACCCGUUAUUGGCUGGGGGUAGUUUCAUCAGAGGGAUUCAGCGUCUACGGACUCAGCCGUCGGACCAAUAACAUCAUCGAAUCUUACCACAGUCGACUGCGGCAUCGGAUGGAGACUCGUCCAGGUCCGCGGGAUUUUGUGUGUUAACUGCUGAAACUUCAAGUAGACGUGAAAGUCGACAUCGCGCGUUUAAGGAACCACGUGCAAAUCGGCAGGCAUGCACGAUAUUCAACCGUUUUCAAACAGAAACAAUUGAUAAAAGCGUGGCGUGAACUCCAUACGCUGGAAAUCACUGUAGAUGAAUUCCUUGAUAAGGCGGCUGCCUUAUCAAGGCCGAUCGUCAUGGCUCAACAGAAUGAGGCGGAAAAUGAUGAGAAUAAUGAAAUGCAGGAACGUCCACCGACUAGACACUCAGACCCAGAUUUCGAGCAAGAAAUAUUUGAAGACGAUCCCCCUCGAUGGCUUCUCGAUAAUGUUGUUGAACCAUCACCAAAUGAUUCUCCCGAUGACGGUCUUGACGUUAUCUCAAGUGACGGGUCUGCUAUAGUUGAAUUCUUCAAUGAACAAGAAGACGAUCCACCAGAGAUGGAAAUUCCUCAUGACAUCGAAAGACCGAGAACGGUCUCACUCGAGCUGAACAAUAUCGAAGAAGUCAUGCAGACCGACGACGAAUCGCGUCAACCUUCGUCGCUAGCAACAAACGAUGACCAGCAUUUGAGAAUUGUGAACGAUUUUGAAGGAGUAAGGGCAGAAUCGCUUCAAAAUAACUGUAUCGAAGAAAUCCUCGAUGAAAGCUCGCAUGGAUCAUUGUUAUUUGUAAAUAAUGAAAACGAUCCGGAAUCGAGAGAUCUGAGGAAUGUUGAAGGAACGACACCAGAAGCAACGUAGCCCGGUAAUAACGGUUGGAUUCGAAGACCAAGAAAGCCAAGAAAGCGAAGAAGAGGGAACAACACGAACCAACCUCCCUCUGUUCUUACAACUCAAUCGACAGCUAAUUCGCCAGAAGCGAAAUAGGCGAAGAAAAGAGAUGAGAAAAAAAGCUAUAGCGCAAUAACGUAAUGUAGCCAACGCUGAAUCGGAGCAGCUCCAGGCUUGAUUGAUAGCAGCGGAGAAUCGCCUGCAGAGCGUGGAAAAUAAUGCUAUUUCGGUUUUAAAUAUUUGCAAUGUUAUGUCUCAGAAAGGUGGUAAUCAUCUACUAACCUCGUCUUCAUUAUCUGUCAUGUCAUCACUCGGUACUAUUUUAACCGAUCGACGUUCACAUGGCUCAUGUUCCUUAUCAUCCGAGUUGGUAACCUGCCGUAAUAUGUAAUCAAUUUUUAUUCUUACAGCCAUUCUUUUUUGAUCCUCUGUUUAAUCAAAGUUACAAUAACGAUCGUCUAUUUACCGGUAAAAUUUCUUGAAAGAUACUUAAAAGCUGGUUUUCCACAAUGUGGCUCCUUUCUUUUUUAUAUUUGUCUAUCUGCUUCUGAAAUUUUAGUAUAAACAUUGAAUGAUAUUUUUGGAAUCAGUUUUAUAUUCGGUUGAGGCGGUGCAGCUGUUCGUUAUUUUGUCAUUCCGGUUGUGCCACAAUGCUUCAUUUCACGCAUCGGAUUAACUAACUGCCGGCCAGUUGGAUUUCCUCCAUAUCAUACCAGAUAAUUCACGCACUAUGAUCUCUCAGUUAGCAAGCAUAUUCGACGCCCAACGCUUUCCAAUUUGAUAAUAUUUUAUACUACAUGUUGUAACGUGAUAAAAUUGACCAAAACAUGGAUUGGCACGGUGAGAGAGGAAACGUCGGGUAACGACGGAUAAUUCCUCUCGAGAUAAAUGUUUCCGAGUCAAAUGCGAGCGUUACUUCGUUUUAGUAAUUUAUUUUGAAUAUUUUAUUUCACGUUGAGCGAGCGACAGCGAACGAGACGGAAAGGAUAGCAGAUGAGUCGAAACAUCGUUGAAAUUACCGCAAGGGAAGGCAUAGGCUAGUCGUCAAGGUCAAAAUUGUUAUCGUCGUACGUCGAACUUUCGAGCAAGGGUCGCUAGCUCGAAGCCCUCACCUGGAGCUGUCUCACCUCGCGACGCGUCAACAAGCGUCGGGAAUCAUCGGAACAUCUCGGCUGUCAAUGGUCAUCGUCCGUCGUCGAUCGUUUAACCGAAAUUCGGAAUUAAGCGAAUCGAAAUAAAAUCAAAACCUUCGAGAAUAAUCUAGAUCCCGCGAGUAGGCGAAGGGUGGGGGGCUAGGACCCGAAAGUAUAAGAACGCUGCCCUGUCGUUAAGGGAGGACUUCGUUUUCUGGAACACUACGUGACCUGACGUAUUCUUUCGAGCCUUCGCCAACCCGUCAAGAAUUCGACAUCACCGGAAUAUUGGGGAGAACUCCGUGGUCUUUUCCGGAGUAUUUCUUGACUAAAACCGUAGCGGUGAGCUGUCGUUUCGCUUUCUUUUUGUGAUUUAUUUUGUGAAAUUUUGUAUCGAAAAGAGCUCUAAAAAUAUUGUGAAUGUUUCGAUUUCGAGAGCGAUAUUGUUUCGGGGUAACGUUGGCUUUUGAGAAAAGUUGUGUAAUCGUCUUGCCCGGUAUAAGAGCUACCGUUUUCGCGUUAUUUAUUUCGAGAAUUGCCGAGAGGAAUUCGUCUUUCUUGUUCCGCGAAGUCCGUAGGUUAAGAGAUCUGACAGAGGUUGUUUCAUUAAUUAAGACCUUCUGUUACCAAUUAUUGGAUUGCAACCAUCACUUCAAUUUAUUGUAAAUCGAACAUUUUCCGGAAAUUACUUAUCUGGAAAACUACCAAAUAUUUGUUUUCCCGUGUUUUCUAAUCAGUUGUUUUUAUUUAAUAAA
Messenger RNA from Venturia canescens, 3147 nucleotides. RefSeq lists its product as uncharacterized. Bases 684 to 1229 code for a protein of 181 amino acids. The transcript is spliced from 13 exons. The record is from RefSeq and is a predicted model, not a curated record. Lineage: Eukaryota; Metazoa; Arthropoda; Insecta; Hymenoptera; Ichneumonidae.